Molecule: messenger RNA, 1251 nt
Organism: Fusarium pseudograminearum CS3096
Lineage: Eukaryota; Fungi; Ascomycota; Sordariomycetes; Hypocreales; Nectriaceae
Exons: 2
Coding region: 1-1251 (416 amino acids)
Biological process (GO): NAD+ catabolic process; NADP+ catabolic process
Cellular component (GO): cytosol
Molecular function (GO): metal ion binding; NADH pyrophosphatase activity
Source: RefSeq, a predicted model, not a curated record
AUGUCAUCAGACACCGCAGCACCUAACUUGCCGAGAGUUGCAGCUCUCGAGAACGACGAUUCCAUGUUGACCCGUCGUUUCGGUAAAGAAGUCGUCAACUAUUAUGCCGGCAGCCGUAUCAACAGGUUCUCUUUCCUUCGUGCCGACACUGGCUUUCUUCGCAAGGCUGCUGCCAGUCCCACAGCUCGAUAUCUGGCUCUCAGCGAACUGAACCCUCUGGUUGUCGACAAGAGAACGCCAGCAUACUUCACUUUCAGCGAUGUUCAGCCUUUGAUUGGAUCAGACCCCUUUGCGCAAACCGAGGACGAAGCUAUCCAGGACUUUGACUCAACCAAGACGACCCCUCUCAUUGUCUUCCUCGGCAUGCUAGAAGAGGGAAACGAGAACGACCACAUUUCUUCUACUGAUCACGGAGAUAUCCUGGGCCAUCCCUAUUUCGCCGUCGACAUCACCCCCAAGGGCAACCAUGUCGAGAAAGCCGAGAGCUUCUUGGCCGAGCAGGAGAAGAAGGAAAUGUCUCUAGACAAGAACCCUCGUGCCAUGGGCCAUUCUCCUGAAGCUGCCGCCUUGUACGCUCAGGCUAGAUCAAUGAUUGAUUGGAACUCACGAAGCCCUUUCUGUGCUGGUUGCGGCCAGCCUAAUCUUUCUGUCCACGCGGGCUACAAGCGUGUCUGCCCUCCCGCCGACAAGAAGGGCGGAGAGAGCAGCGAGGCUCGAGGAGAUUGUGCCACUCGCCAUGGCGUCUCUAACAUCUGCUUCCCUAGAACGGACCCCACUAUGAUUGCCGCCGUUGUUUCCGCAGAUGGUACAAAGAUUCUCCUCGGCCGCCAGAAGCGCUGGCCUCCUUACUGGUACAGCACGCUUGCCGGUUUUCUUGAGCCUGGUGAGUCGAUCGAGGAGUCGGUUAGACGCGAGGUCUGGGAGGAGAGUGGUGUCCGUGUCGGUAGAGUCGUCAUACACUCGAGUCAGCCAUGGCCAUACCCUGCUAGUCUCAUGAUUGGUGCUAUUGCUCAGGCGCUCCCUGGUGAUGGAGAGAAGAUCACCCUGAACGACAAGGAGUUGGAAGCGGCGAAGUGGUUCACGUUGGAGGAGGCUCGCAAGGCUCUCCAAUCCGGAACAAGCUCUCUUGGAGCGUCUGCCCCUGAAGGAUACAAAGAGGGUGAUCUACGACUGCCACCAUCUCAAGCCAUUGCCAACCGAUUGAUCACCGCCGUUGUUGAAGGAUACCUAGUUGUUGCUCCUAAGAUCUAG